AUGCGACGUACGAGCGUUUUGCUUGCGGCAUCGCCGGGGGUUGGAAUAGCCCCGGAGACGACACCUGUCAAGUAUGUUCCGUCAAUGCUUAACAUCCAGAACAUGUUGUGGUGGAACGGAAAGCGUAGCCAGUACCGCGCGACCUACCGCGAGAAAACGUGGUAUGAGGUGAGUCGUGUGGGCGCCCACGUGAAGGGGAGACGUUCCAUCAUGCGCCAAAAGUACUCGCCGGAGGCAUUGCGGAUGGCACUUUCCAUGGUGCCAGAAUGGUUUGAGGUGGCGGAUGUACCACGCCCACCGCAGCGCAUUCGUGCGCAGUCUGAGGGUAUCGUGGGGCGUUGGUACAGUAACUUCUGGACUUUGCACGCGGUGAAGUAUCAGUGUCGUUUGGCCAAUGUGGAGUGGCCUUUUGGUGAGCGGCAGCGACCGCGAACAAACUAUGAAGAGCCUUUUUUCUUUGUUGACUUUGAGGAGAGCAAGGCAGCACGGGACUACCGUAGCCGUUGGAUCAAUGUAAAUCGGAGUUUGGUGGGCAUGUCGAAACGCAUGAAGGAGGCGGAAGAGGAGACGCGUUACAUGCAAUUCCGGAAGCAGCAGGACACUUUUUGGUCCAACCGCAAGGUUCUAGUGAACCGUGUGAAGUCGAUGUAUAAUCAAGGGACCAUGACAUCGACCAAGGAAUUGCCUAUUAAGACAAUCAACAUCAAAGCAUUCCUGGCAGAGUGA
Trypanosoma cruzi is the source of this 726-nucleotide messenger RNA. RefSeq lists its product as uncharacterized. The coding region runs from base 1 to 726 and encodes 241 amino acids. The record is from RefSeq and is a predicted model, not a curated record. Lineage: Eukaryota; Euglenozoa; Kinetoplastea; Trypanosomatida; Trypanosomatidae. The transcript has a single exon.